Molecule: messenger RNA, 210 nt
Organism: Spizellomyces punctatus DAOM BR117
Lineage: Eukaryota; Fungi; Chytridiomycota; Chytridiomycetes; Spizellomycetales; Spizellomycetaceae
Product: ribosomal protein L33
Exons: 4
Coding region: 1-210 (69 amino acids)
Biological process (GO): translation
Cellular component (GO): ribosome; mitochondrion
Molecular function (GO): structural constituent of ribosome
Source: RefSeq, a predicted model, not a curated record
AUGGUCUUUCGAAGUUCAAAACUUAUGUUUGUUACUGUUUCAGUGGUGAAGAAGGCAAAGGCGAGAACCGUCGUCUUACGAUUGCUCAGCUCAGCUGGCACCGGUUUCUUUUAUACCACAACAAGAAGAAGAGCUCUACCGAAACUUCAAUUAAUGAAGUAUGAUCCGAUAGUUAACAAGCACGUCCUAUUUGUGGAAGGCAAGAAGUAA